This is a messenger RNA of Magnusiomyces paraingens, 786 nucleotides long. RefSeq lists its product as uncharacterized. Gene Ontology annotation, molecular function: acyltransferase activity, transferring groups other than amino-acyl groups. The transcript has a single exon. The record is from RefSeq and is a predicted model, not a curated record. Lineage: Eukaryota; Fungi; Ascomycota; Dipodascomycetes; Dipodascales; Dipodascaceae. Bases 1 to 786 code for a protein of 261 amino acids.
AUGCCCUCUGUUUUUGGUGACCCUGAAGCUAAACCCGCUCUUCGCGAACAAACCCUCAACCAUCCACUGGUCCCCACAGAACUUACACUUGCCGAUGGAACCCACGCUGUGGCUUUCCCUCUGACGUCCCAAGACUAUAUCCCAUUGUCUUUGUUAACCCAUCUUACAGAUGAGUUCAACGAGGAAAUUGAGCGAGGCCAGACCUACCCCUUGGAGUCUCCACUUACCCCAGAAGGAUUUAAGACUUACUGGAUGGGCGACUUUACCGCCAUUGUGCUCAAGGGUACUCUUGCUGAGUUUGAGAAAACUGCAGCCAGUCAGCACGCCGUCCCCGGUUCUAGUGCCUCUGUCACACCCUCGGACCCGUCUCAUCUUUAUGAAAACUACCACGAGGAAGAAAAUGCAAAGUCUACCCAUGCCAAGGCCACAGCAUUAAUCCCGCGCGACGCCGACUGGGGCACUAUUUUCCUCGGCACCUUCCAUGUUCUUCCAAACUAUCCUGGUCGUUCGUCUCAUGUGUGCAAUUGUGGCUUUCUUGUUUCUUCUUUAGCGCGUGGGUCUCCUCUCAAGGUUGGUUCCGCAAUGGGCAAACUUUACUUGGAAUGGGCUCCCAAGCUUGGAUACACUUACAGCGUGUACAAUUUGGUCUACGAAACGAAUGAGUACAGCGUGAGAAUCUGGGAAAAUCUUGGAUUUGAAAGAAUUGGGCGUGUUCCUGGAGCCGGAAUUCUCAAGGGCUAUGACAAGCCUGUCGAUGCCAUCAUUUUUGGCAAGCAGUUGGUAUAA